This is a messenger RNA of Dicentrarchus labrax (European seabass), 3751 nucleotides long. RefSeq names its product GTP binding protein 3, mitochondrial (gene gtpbp3). The transcript is spliced from 11 exons. NCBI's taxonomy places the organism in Eukaryota, Metazoa, Chordata, Actinopteri, Moronidae. The coding region runs from base 264 to 1817 and encodes 517 amino acids. The record is from RefSeq and is a predicted model, not a curated record. Gene Ontology annotation, biological process: tRNA wobble uridine modification; tRNA methylation. Gene Ontology annotation, cellular component: mitochondrion; cytoplasm. Gene Ontology annotation, molecular function: protein binding; GTPase activity; GTP binding.
CAACAGAGGCAGCAACAGACCCAUCGUGGUAAAUGUAAACGUAAAGGACAAUAAAACUAAUCGGUGGUGGAUGAUAAACUUGUUUACCAGCUAACGUUACGUUCACAGGUUAUUACAACAUUAACUUACGUUGGAAUAAGGUAAAAAAAAUAAUGAUUUAGUCAAGGACAGAGUGUGUUUUUGUAAUGUCUGUCUCUUAAAAUCAGCCACACGAGAAACAAGCAAGUUCAUGAAACGUUUGGUAUUAAUGUGUUAAGAUAAUUAUGCUGCCAUCCGUUUAUCAUGGGAUAUGGAGAGCUGCUGUCCACACACUAAGGACAAGCAGAGGAACUCCACCUCGCAGAUUCUUGUCCAGUUGCGAUGGACUCCCGGUUGGACUGGCUGAUGCUGAGACCAUCUUUGCGUUGUCAUCGGGCCACGGCAGGUGUGGGGUGGCUGUGGUACGAGCCAGCGGUCCAGCUUCAGCCACAGUUCUGCGGUGUAUGGCCGGGCUCACACGCAGCCUUCCUCCUCCACGCACCGCCCUUUUACGCAGCAUCACAGAUCCCCAAUCAAAAGAAGUGCUGGACCGUGGACUUGUCCUCUGGUUCCCAGCUCCUCACAGUUUCACAGGAGAGGACUGUGUGGAGUUCCACAUCCACGGUGGUCCUGCUGUCAUUACUGCUGUCUUACAGGCCCUUGGAAGCGUGCCUGGCAUGAGGCCUGCAGAAGCUGGAGAGUUCACGCGGAGAGCCUUUCAAGCAGGGAAACUGGGUUUAACAGAGGUGGAGGGGCUCGGGGAUCUGAUCCAUGCUGAGACAGAGGCCCAGAGGAGGCAGGCUCUCAGGCAGAUGUCAGGAGAGCUGGGACACCUUUAUCAGGACUGGAGCUACAGACUGAAACGGUGUCUGGCUCACGUUGAAGCCUUCAUAGACUUCAGCGAGGAUGAGCUCAUUGAGGAUGGGGUCUUAAACCAAGUGGACAGAUCGGUGUGUGAUCUGCAAGCAGAGAUUGAGCGACACCUAAAGGAUGAGAGGAGGGGCGAGCGGCUACGCAGUGGAGUCCACGUGGUCAUCGCAGGAGCCACCAACGCAGGGAAAAGUAGCCUCCUGAACACACUCUGCCAGAGACCUGCAGCCAUUGUGUCUCCCAUUGCUGGCACCACCAGAGACGUAGUAGAGACGGCACUGGACAUUGGCGGAUUCCCUGUCCUCUUGAGUGACACAGCCGGCCUCAGAGAGAGCCCCGACCUGGUGGAGAGAGAAGGAGUCCGCCGGGCUCGAGAAAGAGUGGAGCAGGCUGAUCUGACUCUGGUGGUUGUGGACUGUACUAAUCUUCCCUCUGAUGCACAGCAAGCUUCAGCCUUCCUUCAAGAACACCUCAGGAGUGUCCUGCCCAGCCAGGAGCAGCCUGAGACGGUAUUUCCUGCAAACAGGUUUCUCCUAGUGCUGAAUAAAACAGACCUGUUGCCCCAGGAGCAGAAGCUGAAGCUGGACGGGGAGCUGAGACAGGUCUCUGGACUCUCUCCUUUUUGUCUUAUCUCUUGCCACAAUAAUGAAGGUUUGCAGGACUUCCUCACAGUGCUGCACAGCCAUGUCAAGACUCUGUGUGGCGACCCUCUGUCUGGUGCCCCCACCCUGACCCAGGCCCGCCACAGGGCCCACCUGCAGCAGUGUUUUGCGGCCCUGGCUCAGUACCAGCAGUACCGCGACAUCGACCUGGCCCUGGCAGCUGAGGGUGUCCGGUUGGCUCUCACCAGCCUGGGCCGGAUCACUGGACGGGUCGGGGCAGAGGAGAUCCUGGAUAUCAUCUUCAAAGACUUCUGCAUUGGGAAAUAGUUGGAUGAGUAGCAGCAAAAACAUAAAAUACAUGUAACAUUAGCCUGCUCAGAGAGGAAGGCUGCAUUCUUGUUUGGUCCCAGGGUAUCAGUAAAGCUACAGCCUCGGCACUACGCCAGGCUUCGAGGCACAGCGAGGGAAAAAAGAAUGAAAUUCAUGUUCUUGGCUGCAGGAUCACUCUCCCAAGACACAGAAAUGUUUGUUUUCUGUUGAUGCUUUUCAACAGACUAAAAUAGUUUUAGCGUGAUGACAGGUGCCUCAGAGGCCCAAUAUGCUGGACAAGUGUUCGGCAAAUUCUUGAGUCGUAAUUUUAAAAAUAGGUUUUGAAAGCCUUUGAUAGGUGAAUAUAGGGCUCUUGGGUCGCAACAUAACAGCCAAGAUCAUUUAAAAUAUAGCCAGCUGCAGACAUCUGCAAGGUCAUGGACGAGUCUAGAUGUUUACUUGUACUGCAGGACAAUGAAGAAUAUUAUUUUUGGUAUCAUUUCAGCUCUACUCCUUUGUGUGUGUGUUUAGUGGAAAUUCACACAUUGACACCUGAAACUUUGUAGGGCAACUCUAAAUCCUUUGCUGUGACAUUAAUUUAAUUAGCAAACAAUGUACCUGUGUUCAUGUGUGAAUUGUCCACAUGAAUAUUUAAAAUGAAGACAUUUAUUUUAUACAUAAUUAAAACAUGUCACAUGGGAUCUUUGAUGUUGAAUAAAUGGGAUGAUGAGUGUUUUUGUAUCAAAUCAAAUUUAUCUCUCUUUUUACAACAAGGAGGCAGUGCGACAAGCUGUAAACACAAUAUUAACGUGUUCUUGUCUAAUAGUUGUUAGUAGAUGUGUUUUAGUUGUAUUAGUUGCCUAUUUACACAUCCAGCAGAGCAAUGUUUGCAUCGUGUUUCAACACAUACAUAAGUUUUUGUCUCUACCAACUCCCUAAGGAUGUGUCUUUGGCUCUUUGGCUGCUAAAUGUGCCACUACUGAAUGUUCCCCAGCUGGUUACAGUACAAUAUUUCCCUCUGAGAUGUAGUGGAGUAGAAGUAUAAAGCAGCAGUAACUGCAAACACUAAAGUACCUCAUAAUUGUACUUCAGUACAGUACUUGAAUAAAUGUACUUAGUUACUUUCAGUCAUUUUGAUCCUAAUGCUAUUUGCUAAUAUAUAAAUAUUUUUUUAGUUUAACUUUAAAUUAGAAUAGAUUUUUGCAUGUCAUUACAUGUUUAAAGCUGCAUCAGCUUCUUACUGUAAUCAAGCACUUGCAUGAUGCACUUCACAUAUUCAUACCCUCAUCACAUUAAACCUAUAAUAUUACCUGUUCUUACAAAGAUUGCAGUAGCUGUCAUCAUCACAUUUACUACAUAUACUGUAUAGCCUCUGAUUUAUUCCAUUGUGAACUACAUUUUUAGUCGAGAUCCCACCAUAAAGCACAACAUAAUAGACAUACAGUAUGUAAAGAAAGUCAGAGUGACCCAGCUCCUCUCUCCUCUGUGGGAAAGGGACGUUUUUAAGGCGAUGUUCUCUGUACCUUUUGUUCCCCUGUCAAUCUGGCCUCGAUCAAAUAUUUAUGUUUCCUUGUUGAACUCCUCACCCUUCUUCCCCAGUUGGUUUCUUCUCUCCCUGUCUCUGACGACAUUUGCACCGCUUUACACCAGCAUAACUGCCUGUUUCUCUCUCUCGCUGCCUUUUUGUCUCUCUCCGUCUCUGCUACCUGACCUUUCCUCUUUCCAGGCCGCUCUGUCAGCCUUUUUGUCCUCUUUCAUGUUCUCCCUGAUUAAUUACAACACAGGGGAAGUUUAAGCUAAAAGUGGGACUGUCGUACAAUUUAGAGGCAGUAAAUUUUGGGGCCUGGUUCGUCUUUGAAGUAUAGCUGAAUGUGAUACCCUUUGGAUCAUGUUUACCACAAUUGUAAAAUGUGUUGGAUAGUAAUUGCCAAUAAAUAAAGAAAUACCACUUU